Messenger RNA from Frankliniella occidentalis (western flower thrips), 3861 nucleotides. RefSeq lists its product as uncharacterized. The transcript has a single exon. NCBI's taxonomy places the organism in Eukaryota, Metazoa, Arthropoda, Insecta, Thysanoptera, Thripidae. The record is from RefSeq and is a predicted model, not a curated record. Gene Ontology annotation, molecular function: zinc ion binding. The coding region runs from base 1261 to 2334 and encodes 357 amino acids.
UACAGGAUGAAUAACGUUAACGUUGGCAGUGCCGGAAUUUUAUACUACAAUUGACAAUCGAUUCAGUCGAGAUUCUUCCCGCUAUUUCGCGCCCAGUCGGUCGUUUGAGCUUCUACCUUUAGCCGUCUACAGCCCCGGAGACCCGAUAAAUUUCAAUUGCUGUUUGUUACUUUGUCAAAAUGCCUGCUGUUUUUAGUAAACAAAAAGGUAAGUCGAUAUUUUGCCUUUUCUCUCGUUGUUUUAGUAAUUCCUCUACUCCUUGGCCUUCUUCUGUGUAAGCCGGCAAGAGGAAUAGAGGUUAUGACUCUUGGAUAUGUUUAAAUUGUCCUCUCUUGAUCUCUCGUUUAAUUGUCAAGAUUUGUAGGCCUAUUUAAUGCCAAGUUUACUAACUACUGCUUUUGUCCUUCAAUCUAGGACCUGACCCAGGACCUCCUAAUAUUAGUGUGGGUGCUGCUUAUUCCUCCUUUAAAGAUGUUGAAAAGGCCAUGGCAAGGUAUUCCUUGAUCAAUAGUGUGCCUUAUGUCGUCAAUGGCAGCAAAUUGGUUCUUACCCACAACAAGCAAAAAGGUACAAACUUUCCUGCAUCCUUGAAGUAUUUUAGAGUAAAGUUCACAUGUAAGCAUUUUGGUGACCAACGGCCUAGCAGUAAAGGGAUUCGUCCCAACCAGAAGUAAGUUUCUGCAUUUGCAAAUUUUACUUCCAGUGGUAUUGUUUAGAUCCAUUUUAGAACACAUUUAAUUUAUUCUGGGUAUGUCUUUGUAGCUCAUUCAAACAAAACUGUCCUGCUCUGGUGAUUCUACAAAUCAAUGAGCAAACUCAGCUACUGACCGUUAACAAAAUUGUUUCUCAACAUGUACAUAUUCAUGAAACGGAUCCUGAAGACUACCCAAACUAUCCUGAGAAUAGAAGAAAAAAUUUAGAUCAGGAAUUACUUGAAGAAAUUGAGAAUUUAUUAGGGCUGAAUGUUGAAACCACCAGACUCUUAGAUUAUUUACAAAAUUUCAAAAACAAAUUAUUUACACCACAGGAUGUAGCUAACAUUAAGUAAGUUUUACUGCAAUGCAGGAAUCGCUUUUCCUUUUCAACUAAUUUUUAAAUUUGCCUUUCUCUAUAAUCUUGAUUUUUUUCCACAGAGCCAAGUUAAAGCGAUCCCAAAACAAUGGGAGGACUGAUUCGGAAGAAUUUUUUGACGAGCUGGAAACCUUGCUUCAAAAUGAUCCUGGAUCCAAAGUUGUUUUCGGUGUUGAACCUGUUGAGCCGAUGGAAGGUGAAGAAGAUGUAGAUGAUGAUCUCUCUCCAGAUGCAAGUCAAGAAAAAUCCCAUCAACAAAAAUCUCGUCUUAAUUAUGUUUACUUUCACACCUCGGAGAUGGGGAAAACAUUCGAAAAGUAUUCAGAUGUUUUGAUAGCUGACUCCACAUACUGUACCAACAAAUAUGACAUGCCCUUGAUGGUGUUUUUGUGUCUGGAUGCAUACGGCAAUGGAAGAGUGGUGGGUUACUGCCUUCUGAGGGAUGAAUCCAAAGAAAAUGUGAAAAAUGCUGUUGAUGCGUUCUGCAAAUCUCAUCCCACAGCUCAAGGCAAUGUGAAAACUGUCUUGGUUGAUAAAGAUUAUAAUGAGCGUGAAGCUAUCAGGCAGUAUUUUCCCAAUGCAAUUAUCCACAUCUGUCUAUUCCACACCUUGCAAAUCUUCAACAGGCAAACCAAGGAUGAGUGUGACCGUGAAAAUCUUCGGGUCAUUCUGGAGGGUUUGGCAUACUGUUCAACCAAAGAAUGUUACUUUGAACUAUAUGACAAGUUGAAGUGCGUCGCAUCAAAAAAUUUCUUCAAAUACUUCAAUGACAACUGGCACAACUGCCGAGAAUGCUGGACUAUGUUUGAUCGUGAUUUGUCUCUCAACUGUGGGCAGACUACAACAAAUAUGGCAGAGAGCCAUAACCAAAAAAUCAAAGCAAUUCUAAAGAAGAAGAGACCUAGUAUGGUGGAGUUGCUACGGAAUCUACUUUUGUUACACACUUCCAAAACGUCCCGGGUUUCCAUGAAUACAUUUAAUGGCAAAGUCAAGAUACGAUAUAUCACCAAUAAUGAUGACCCGAUCGUUCAACAAAUUGCAAACUCUACAACGCCAUUUGUUGGUGGUCUCCUGCAAACUCAAUACAACUGGGCUAUGGAAAAGGCUUCCAUACCGGAUGCUCUCCCAUCUGGAUUUGAUUAUUCCAGCUGCACUUGCAGAUUUUUCACAUCGUUUCAGUUGCCCUGUAGCCACAUCUUUUUGGGUCGAUUGAGAGAUGGUAGGUGUUUCCUAAAUAUGCACUUAAGGUCUGAACUGAUUUAAAAUCUAUUAACAUUACUGCUCUUCUUUUAUUGUAACAGGUGUUGAAAUAUUUGAUGCUGCAACUAUACCAGAUAGGUGGCAAAAAGAUAGUUCAUCUGGCAUCAAAAAUUUCAUUGAUGAAGACAAUACUGAUUCACUUGCCCUUUACAUCACAAAUCCAUUAAAGGUUAAAAAGACACCUCUUUCUGAAAACAAACGUUUUCAUCUUGUUGUGGAAUACACCACACGCCUAUUGCAGAUUGUUAAGACUUGUGGUGGUGAACAGUUUGCCAAAAGACAAGCUGCCCUUGAAAAGAUAACAAGAAUCUGGGCCAGAGGGAAAGAAAUACGAGUGCUUGAAGAGGGGACUGAAGGAUUUCUUUACGGUAUUUAUUUGUCAAAAUUUGACAAAUUUUGAAAAAUGUGUCCAUUUUUAUCUCAUUUUAUUUUAUUUUUCUUCAGAGAAUGUUAAUCUUGUUGAUGAAGGAACUGCAAAUGCAGAUGAUCAGACUGAAAAUGUAAGCACUGAGUCUGGCCUUUGUCAAAAUUUGGACGUGGCUAACAAUAACCCACCUCAGCAUGAAAAUUUGAACUCAGUUGAAACUAACCAAAACAUCAAUCAUAAUGUAAACUCUUCUACUGGCUCUAAAAAUCAAAAAAUUACAUCAGGAGACCAGUACAAACACCUAAACCCUGGCAUGAGGAGCCAAUUGACCCUACCUGUGGGUCAUGUACCCAAGGGAAGGCCAAAAGGCAAAGAAAAACAGUCAGUUAUUGGUCUCAAGAAGCAGCAAGGUUCGUUUUUCCAAUUUGUCUUGCUCCGUUUGUGUGCUGGUAUAAUGUACAAACAUUUAUUUUUCCUCGUAUUUUCCUUAGGAAAAAAAAAUCAAGUGUCUAAAGCCAAAGCUAGUCAAAGUAAGUUAUGUUUUUAAAUAAGAUCAACUAAGAUGGUAACAUUACGACCCUCCCUACGAACAAGUGGCUAUCUUUUUGGGCGUUGCAGACAAAAGGCUAUCUUUUUGAGCUUGGCAGACAAACGGCUAUCUGCUUUUCUUUGAGGUUAGGGUUGUCCACGUUUAUAUUGAAUAACUCCCGAAGCAAGAGACAUAAAAUUACCGUGUAAGAAAUUUCGUGCUCUGACAACAGCAAAGAACAGUUGGUUAAACACUCAUAGUGUUUCAUAACCUCUACUGUGAGAUAUUAGAACCCAAAGUCGCGAGGUGGGAAAAGCAGUUAGCCGUUUGUCUGCCCAGCUCAAAAAGAUAGCCUUUUGUCUGCCACGCCCAAAAAGAUAGCCACUUGUACGUAGGGAGGGUCGAUUAAUGUUUUCUUUUUAAAAGAGCAUCAUAUGUAUUUAUUUUUACAGCAGAAAGAUUUUGCUUAUUGCUUUAGAAACAGUGAAAUUUUGCUGCUAAAGUUUCUAUGUAUUUGUCUACAGGUUUGAUGGACACCAGUUCUGAACCGGAUAAGCUGUGUCAUUGCGUCGAUAAAUCUGCUGCUGUCAGACAAAAGUGCACUAAUAAUGGUCCGAAUCAUGGAAGAUAUUUC